AUGACACCAGAAACAACCACAGCAGACCGCUCCAGAGAUGUCCCCAUCCACAACACCAUCGCCGAACCCCACCUAAUCCGCUCCCUCAUCAAAGAUGACAUCUACCUACUCGGCGGACAGGUCGCCAUCCUCUGUCAGUUCGCGCACCCAGCCCUCGCCAAAGGCAGCUUUAAGCACUCCUCGUUCGCGACGCGCAUCCCACAACGCCUCCGCAACACAGCCCGCUUCCUCAACGCCGCGGUAUCAGGAAACCCCGCCGAAAAGGCCGCCAUCUUCUCCGUCAUCCACAAGUACCACGCGCGCGUCAAGGGCGACGACUACGACGCCAACGACCCCGAGCUGCACAAGUGGACGGCUGCAACGCUGUUCUUCUCGAUCUUGAUUGUGCAUGAGGCGUUCUUUGGGGAGCUGUCGCUCGACCAGAAGGAGACUAUGCUGAGGGAGUCGGCUGUGUUUGGGACCUCCCUGCGCAUGCCACCUGAUAUGUGGCCGCAGAACCUGGACGAGUUCUGGGCUUACUGGGACCAUAAUAUUCAGACGCUCCAGGUCACGGAUAUGGCGCGCAAGCUGUGUGGAGAUUUGCUGUAUCCGUUGAAUUUGCCGCUUGCGAUGAGCGUUUCUAUGCCGCUGGCUCGCGUUGUGACUAUGAAUUGGCUGCCGGAGCGUUUAGCUGUCGAGUAUGAUCUGCGGCCGACGCUGGCGACUCAGGUUGCGUACCAGGGAUUUGUGUCGUGGACUCGUCUGAUGUAUCCGUUUAUUCCUCAGUAUUUGAGGCAACGGCAGCAUGAUAUGUAUGUCGAGGACAUGAAGAAAGCAGUAGAGAAGAUUUCCCAGACGGGACAUUGGGCGGGUGUCUAG
This is a messenger RNA of Aspergillus campestris IBT 28561, 858 nucleotides long. Its product is annotated as oxygenase MpaB family protein. Lineage: Eukaryota; Fungi; Ascomycota; Eurotiomycetes; Eurotiales; Aspergillaceae. Bases 1 to 858 code for a protein of 285 amino acids. Gene Ontology annotation, molecular function: oxidoreductase activity. The record is from RefSeq and is a predicted model, not a curated record. The transcript has a single exon.